This is a messenger RNA of Plasmopara halstedii, 855 nucleotides long. Its product is annotated as putative polyprotein. The coding region runs from base 1 to 855 and encodes 284 amino acids. NCBI's taxonomy places the organism in Eukaryota, Oomycota, Peronosporomycetes, Peronosporales, Peronosporaceae. Gene Ontology annotation, molecular function: nucleic acid binding; zinc ion binding. The transcript is spliced from 2 exons. The record is from RefSeq and is a predicted model, not a curated record.
AUGCCGCCUGCUGAGGAGGAACUCGGCGGCGAUGACGUAGAAAUGCAAGGUGUUGUACCAGUGCCGACAUCGACGAGUAGAGAGCUGACGACGUACAGAAGACCUUCAAGGUUGACGACCGGCGACAGCAUGGUGUUCCACCCGAGGACGGAGCGUGUUCGCCGAGCAGAGACACCGAGGCUACUGCUGAACGAUGGCUCCGCGAAUUACGAGUCGGCGAUUGUGGAAUCGACAAACAACGACCAAAACCGUGGGACUGACAGUGAUUCUGACAGCGGCGACCAAUUCUGGCCACCAUCGCCUAAGCGACCGCGCAUUGAUGAAGACGGACUGCUCGCUGAGGCAGUGCUGGUAUAUGCUGCUCUAGGGUAUCAGCAGGCCAUUGAUGGUGACGAUGCGGCGGAUUAUAUUGCCGAGCAGCCUACCCAGCGUGUUCGAGUUUAUCUCGAGAACUCUACGGACAUCACGCUGAUUGAGGCGAAGGAGAAGUUGCUGAAAGAGUACGAGCGACUGGAAAAGAAGGAAACGUCGGAGCGCGCGCUGAAGGUCACCUUGGAUGGUGGCAGGGGCAAGUUUGUUGAACGCGGCAGGAACAACGACCGCAAGGGCAACAACACGAAAACGAAUGGCGGGUUCCGGGGCAAGUGCUUUAGUUGUGACCAGGUCGAACACAUGAAGCGGGGCUGCCCGAACAAGGUCGACGGCAGUGAUGAUGGUGCAGUAUUCGCGGCCAGCGAUUUAAGUCCGGUGAAUGAGUCAGAAGACUCAGUGAUCACCAAUGCCAUGGCUGACACUGCACUCGCUGUUGGCAAGGAUCGAUCGCCGAGCUGGCCGAUACCGGGACGACCUCUUUGA